AUGAAGAUCUUCGUUACCGGCGCAUCCGGCUUCAUCGGCCGCGCAGUCGUCCCCGAACUCCUCAACCACGGCCACGAAGUUCUCGCCCUCGCACGCAGCGAUGCAUCCGCCUCCUCACUCACCAAAGCCGGCGCGUCCACCAUCCGCGGCGACCUCCAGGACCUCAACGCCCUGAAAGAAGGCGCGAAAGCAUCCAACGGCGUCAUCCACCUCGCCUUCAUGCCCGCCUUCAGCAGCGCCGAAGCUUUCCAGUCAGCCACGGCCGCGGAUCGCGCAGCCAUCACCGCCAUGGCGGAGGCGAUGGAAGGGACGAACAACCCUCUUGUCAUCUGCUCCGGCACGCUGGGGUAUCCGCAGGGUCAGGUGUCGAAUGAGGAUACCGAGCCGAAUAUCCAGCCGGGCUUUGAUCGGGACUUGUCGUUGGCUCUUACUUACUCCCUCUCGAAGGAGAAGAACAUCCGAGGGAUGCUGAUGCGUCUCGCUCCUGUGGUGCACGGCAGUACCGAUGACAAGGGGUUUGUACCGAUGAUGGCGCAAGCAGCGAAGAAGAAUGGUUUCGCUGCUUACCCUGGUGAUGGGUCUGCUCGGUGGACAGCGGUUCACGUCGAUGAUGCGGCGGUUGCGUUCCGUCUCGCGGUUGAAAAGGGGAAGGCCGCGACGACGUAUUUGCCGAUUGCUGAAGGUGGUGUCUCAGUGAAGGAGAUCGCGACAGCCAUUGCGAAGAAAGCCGGUGUUCCAGCCGAGAGUAGGCCCGCGGAGGAACUUCAGCCACUGAUCGGGUUCCUGGCGAUGGUGAUGAAUUUUGACACUCCCGUCAAUUCGGAGAAGACGCAGAAGGAGCUGGGAUGGACGCCGAAAGGACCGGCCUUGUUGGACGACGUCGAGGCGAACUAUCAACUGGGUUAG
Saxophila tyrrhenica is the source of this 906-nucleotide messenger RNA. RefSeq lists its product as uncharacterized. Lineage: Eukaryota; Fungi; Ascomycota; Dothideomycetes; Mycosphaerellales; Extremaceae. The transcript has 2 exons. The record is from RefSeq and is a predicted model, not a curated record. The coding region runs from base 1 to 906 and encodes 301 amino acids.